CUUCGUCAUUCCCGCAUCUCUUCUCUCUCUCUCUCUUACCUCGCCGACUCAUCCACUCUCUCUCUCUCUCUCUCUAGCCGGCGCCUCCUAAAAACCCUAGCUCCCACCGCCGAAACCCCAAUCGAAACCCGGAGGAUGCUCGAAUCCCAUAAGGAUCUUGCAAGGAAAUCUGGUUUGCUGAGAUACAUGUACUGCUCCAACUGAUUACUGAAAGACUGGUUAAAGCUCCUUUAAGAUGGAUAGGCGCGAUACAUCAGGAUUUGUUAGUGGAGGUGGGAUGUACUUUUUCAGAGACAUCUAACCCUGAUUUGUAGAUUGAUUUGUUUAGCUCAGAAGCCGCUGCAAUUUGAUUAAUUAGCAUUGUGUAUAGUAUUAUUCCAGUAGCUGUUACUUAAUGGACAGUAGGUCGCAGAACCUGGGUUUUGCUGCUAAUAACUCCUCAAAUGUUUUCAAGAUCUUGGGAAACUCUAUGCCAAUUCGCGGAACUGGAGGUGACUUUCGCACUGAUACCACCUUGCGGCUCAAUUCCCCUGGUUCUUCUUUGAGUUACAUGCCAGGCCCAAAAGGAACCAAACGGAAGUGGAGUGUGGUUGAUGGAUCCUUGAACCAGCAUGUCGGCUCUUCACUUUCUCUUGGCAUUGGCCAUUCCCCAAGUUCUUCAGACAGCAAGGGAAGUUCAGCGACUGUUUGCACUACAAUGUCUUCGGCCAAAGAGACCGAUGAGGAGUCCUCAAUGGAUCUUGAACUGGACUUUUCGCUCCAUCUUGGAAAUGAAAAGGUACCUAGCCUGAAGAGACCUGCUAGUUCAGUCCUGACUGCACUAGAUAUCCAGCCUAAGGUUGACCUGGAAUUGAGUCUCUCAACCGUGCUCUCUGAAUCUGGAAUCACAUCCGUGGAUCGCAGUUCUACGUCUGUUCAUUCAGGCAUGGAGAUGCCACAAGUGAUUGGGGCCCAAAAUGCAGAUGAAGUAUCAAAUUCAUGCCUCUGGAAGUCUGGGGUUGCCACAAAGCCAUUCCAGAAUUCCCUGAAUCCAGGGGCUGCCGCGAAGCCAUUCCAGACUUCUGUGAAUCCAGGGGCUCACUUCCUUUUCAAACCAGUUCCAAAGAAGCUUGAUUCAAUCCCUACUGUUCUGGACAUCUCAUCAAGCAUUUUGACCACACCAACUAGCUCAGCAUGUACUUCUGCCAUCACACAAAGACAACAGCCACACCAUCGCAGCUCCAAUUCAAAGACAUGCCAGGUUGAGGGAUGUGGGAAGGGUGCCAGAGGUGCCUCUGGCCGCUGCAUUUCUCAUGGUGGUGGUAGGAGAUGUCAGAGAGCUGGCUGCCACAAGGGUGCUGAGGGCCGCACAGUGUAUUGUAAGGCUCAUGGUGGUGGUCGGCGUUGUGAAUACCUGGGGUGCACCAAGAGUGCAGAAGGACGCACAGACUUUUGUAUCGCCCAUGGUGGUGGUCGGAGGUGUAGUCAUGAUGGUUGCACUAGAGCUGCCAGAGGGAAAUCAGGAUUGUGCAUUCGUCAUGGUGGUGGCAAGAGAUGUCAAAGAGAAAAUUGCACAAAAAGUGCUGAGGGACUCUCAGGCCUUUGCAUCUCACAUGGAGGUGGUCGCAGAUGCCAAGCUAUAGGAUGCACAAAAGGGGCACAAGGGAGCACCAUGUUUUGCAAGGCCCAUGGUGGAGGGAAACGAUGCACUGCUCCAGGGUGCACCAAAGGAGCUGAAGGGAGCACACCUUAUUGCAAAGGUCAUGGUGGAGGGAAGAGGUGUGCAUUUCAAGGUGGUGGGCAUUGUACAAAGAGUGUGCAUGGAGGUACCAAUUUCUGUGUGGCACAUGGAGGUGGCAAGCGAUGUGCUAUGCCUGAGUGUACAAAGAGUGCAAGGGGACGGACUGACUACUGUGUUCGACAUGGUGGAGGUAAAAGAUGUAAGUAUUCUGGGUGUGGCAAGAGUGCACAAGGCAGCACCGACUUCUGCAAGGCCCAUGGUGGAGGAAAGAGAUGCUCUUGGGGCCAUCCGGGGUCUGUUUAUGGUCGGGAAGCUGCUGGUCCUUGUAACUCAUUUGCAAGGGGGAAGACAGGUCUUUGUGCACUCCAUAGUGGUCUGGUUCAGGAUAAGAGGGUCCAUGGAGGUGUUACCUUGGGUACUAUAGUUCAAGAACCUAAAUUUGGAAAGUUGGUGAGAGAAGUUGAUGAGAUGAAUGUUGAUGAUGCCAUGACUAAUGGGAGCAUAGCUACCACAGCAAGCGGAAGUUGCUCUGGUCUGAAGAACGGUGGUAGCUCUGUCGGUCAACCUUCAGUCAUUGUUCCAGAAGGCCGUGUUCAUGGAGGUAGUCUGAUGGCGUUGCUUUCUGGUGGCUCAGGCACCGUUGGGAGUGAUUCUUCUUUGCCAAUGAAACCAUACAUGAUGCCAAAGAACUGGAUGUAAAGCUAUCUCUCAACUGUGUUAUUUGGUUCGGUCUCAGUAAUUGGCUGAGUUUCUCUGCAAGUCAGUCUGUCUUGUGUCCUUUGCUUCUUAGCUUGUUUAGUUAAGUAGUGGGUUUGAUAAAUAGCGGUAGGAAGUUCUCAUUCAUUGGUUCUAAUGGAGGGAACCCUCAAGUGCCUAAAAGACCUUAGUGUAACAAUAUGGUGGUAUAUCAAGGUUAGGGGCAUAGUUAGCGUCUGGAGUCUGGUCUUUGGUGUUCUUUCCUGUAAAUAUUUAUAAAAUGUCCAGCAGUGGUGUUGUGUAUACAGGUAUAUGUCACCUGUAAGGUCGGACAUUCUGGUGCAAUAAAUAAAGCCUUUUCUGAGAUCAUUUACGUUCA
Messenger RNA from Fragaria vesca subsp. vesca, 2795 nucleotides. RefSeq lists its product as uncharacterized. The record is from RefSeq and is a predicted model, not a curated record. The transcript has 2 exons. NCBI's taxonomy places the organism in Eukaryota, Viridiplantae, Streptophyta, Magnoliopsida, Rosales, Rosaceae. Bases 395 to 2419 code for a protein of 674 amino acids.